This is a messenger RNA of Triticum aestivum (bread wheat), 1074 nucleotides long. RefSeq names its product L-lactate dehydrogenase A-like. The record is from RefSeq and is a predicted model, not a curated record. NCBI's taxonomy places the organism in Eukaryota, Viridiplantae, Streptophyta, Magnoliopsida, Poales, Poaceae. Gene Ontology annotation, cellular component: cytoplasm. The transcript has 2 exons. Bases 1 to 1074 code for a protein of 357 amino acids. Gene Ontology annotation, molecular function: L-lactate dehydrogenase (NAD+) activity. Gene Ontology annotation, biological process: lactate metabolic process; pyruvate metabolic process.
AUGCACAAGAUCUCGUUGCUAUCGGAGCUGGGCUUCAACGCCGGCGGAGCAUCGUCGGAUUUCUUCCGCCCCGUGGCCGACAGCUUACCGCUCACACCCAUCUCCUCCGGCAGUCCGCACCACCGCCUCACCAAGGUCUCCGUCAUCGGCGCCGGCAAGGUGGGCAUGGCCAUCGCGCAGACCAUCCUCACCCAGAACCUCGCCGACGAGAUCGCGCUCGUCAGCGCCCACCCCAACAAGCUCCGCGGCGAGGCGCUGGACCUGCCGCACGCCGCCGCCUUCCUCCCCCGCGUCCACAUUGUCUAUGGCACCGAUGCCGCGGUGACCAAGAACUCGGACCUCGUGGUCAUCACCGCGGGGGCCAGGCAGACGCCGGAGGAGACCAGGCUGAACCUGCUGGAGAGGAACGUUGCGCUAUGCCGGAACAUCGUGCCGCCCGUGGCGGAGCACUCCCCGGACGCACUGCUGCUCGUGGUGUCCAAUCCCGUUGACGUGCUCACCUAUGUCGCAUGGAAGCUCUCCGGGUUCCCGGCCAGCCGCGUCGUCGGGUCCGGCACCAACCUCGACGCCUCUAGGUUCAGAUUCCUCAUCGCCGAGCACCUGGACGUCAACGCACAAGAUGUGCAGGCGUACAUGAUUGGUGAGCACGGCGACAGCUCGGUGGCGGUCUGGUCGAGCAUCAGCGUGGGCGGGAUGCCGGCAUUCAAGUGGCUGCGAAACAGCCAUCGUUCCUUCGACGAGGCGGCGCUGGACGGCAUCCGGCAUGCCAUGGUGGGCGGUGCCUACGAGGUGAUCGGCCUCAAGGGGUACACCUCCUGGGCCAUCGGCUACUCCGUAGCAAGCCUCGCUGCCUCCCUCCUCCGCGAUCAACACAGCGUGCACCCGGUCUCUGUCCUUGCCGCAGGCUUCCACGACAUCUCCGAAGACCAUGAGGUGUUCCUAAGCCUGCCCGCGCUCCUCUGCCGCCGCGGCGUCCUCGGGGUAGCCGAGAUGGACCUCACCGAGGAUGAGGCCGCCCAGCUCCGGAGCUCCGCCAAGACGCUCUGGGAGAAAUGCCAGCUCCUCGACCUCUGA